This is a messenger RNA of Cercocebus atys (sooty mangabey), 5472 nucleotides long. It is a transcript of the gene IL1R1, whose product is annotated as interleukin 1 receptor, type I. The record is from RefSeq and is a predicted model, not a curated record. Gene Ontology annotation, biological process: regulation of inflammatory response; signal transduction. NCBI's taxonomy places the organism in Eukaryota, Metazoa, Chordata, Mammalia, Primates, Cercopithecidae. Bases 540 to 2249 code for a protein of 569 amino acids. The transcript has 12 exons. Gene Ontology annotation, molecular function: interleukin-1, type I, activating receptor activity.
AGACAGCUUUUAGGGCAGAUGAGCUUCUUUCUGCUGCUCAUUCCUUCAUCUUUUCCUCCAGCCUGGAGUUGUUCCGGGACAGCUGAGGCUCAGGGUACCUCAAUUCUUGAGUGUUUAAAGGGGCAUAUCCAGGGGUGGAUUAGGCGAGCAAGAGCCUGCCCAGUCUGAAAGGGAUGCAGGAAGGGGCGGUGUGUACUAGAAGGAAGGAAGCUAUCAUCAUUUAUUAAAAGUCUUCUUGGAGGAUGGCCCAUGAAGACCUCUAAACAAGCUGGAGGGGCCAGUCACUUGCUGAAGACCAGCGAAGUGGAGGGGAAAAGCCUGAGGGAGCUGCAGACUUGACCACAGCGCCCUCCCCUCCCCUCCCUGCAAGGAACCCAAGGUGUGAUCCUGCCAGGCGUUCGCUGCAUGACCUUGGCCAUCCUUCCAUUCCCCUGGGUGUGAAUUCUCAUUGACAAAGUAGACGCACCCUCUGAAGAUGGUGACUCCCUCCUGAGAAGCUGGACCCCUUGGUAAAAGACAAGGCCUUCUCCAAGGAGAAUAUGAAAGUGUUACUCCGACUUAUUUGUUUCAUUGCUCUACUGAUUUCUUUUCUGGAGGCUGAUAAAUGCAAUGAACGUGAAGAAAAAAUAAUUUUAGUGUCAUCUGCAAAUGAAAUUGAUGUUCGUCCCUGUCCUCUUAACCCAAAUGAAUACAAAGGCACUAUAACAUGGUAUAAAAAUGACAGCAAGACACCUAUAUCUACAGAACAAGCCUCCAGGAUUCAUCAGCACAAAAAGAAACUUUGGUUUGUUCCUGCUAAGGUAGAAGAUUCAGGACAUUACUACUGUGUGGUAAGAAAUUCAUCUUACUGCCUCAGAAUUAAAAUAACUGCAAAAUUUGUGGAGAAUGAGCCUAACUUGUGUUAUAAUGCAGAAGCCAUAUUUAAGCAGAGACUACCCGUUGCAGGAGAUGGAGGACUUGUGUGCCCUUAUAUGGAGUUUUUUAAAGACGAAAAUAAUGAGUUACCUAAAUUACAGUGGUAUAAGGAUUGCAAACCUCUACUUCUUGACAAUAUACACUUUAGUGGAGUCAAAAAUAGGCUCAUCGUGAUGAAUGUGGCUGAAAAGCAUAGAGGGAACUAUACUUGUCAUGCAUCCUACACAUACUUGGGCAAGCAAUAUCCUAUUACCCGGGUAAUAGAAUUUAUUACUCUAGAGGAAAACAAACCCACAAGGCCUGUGAUUGUGAGCCCAGCUAAUGAGACAAUAGAAGUAGACUUGGGAUCCCAGAUACAACUGAUCUGUAAUGUCACUGGCCAGUUGAGUGACACUGCCUACUGGAAGUGGAAUGGGUCCUUCAUUGAUGAAGAUGACCCAGUGCUAGGGGAAGACUAUUACAGUGUGGAAAAUCCUGCAAACAAAAGAAGGAGUACCCUCAUCACAGUGCUUAAUAUAUCAGAAACUGAAAGUAGAUUUUAUAAACAUCCAUUUACCUGUUUAGCCAGGAAUACAUAUGGUAUGGAUGCAGCAUAUGUCCAGUUAAUAUAUCCAGUCACUAAAUUCCAGAAGCACAUGAUUGGUAUAUGUGUCACAUUGACAGUCAUAAUUAUGUGUUCUGUUUUCAUCUAUAAAAUCUUCAAGGUUGACAUUGUGCUUUGGUACAGGGAUUCCUGCUAUGAUUUUCUCCCAAUAAAAGCUUCAGAUGGAAAGACCUAUGACGCAUAUAUACUGUAUCCAAAGACCGUUGGGGAAGGGUCUACCUCUGACUGUGAUAUUUUUGUGUUUAAAGUCUUGCCUGAGGUCUUGGAAAAACAGUGUGGAUAUAAGCUGUUCAUUUUUGGAAGGGAUGACUACGUUGGGGAAGACAUUGUUGAGGUCAUUAAUGAAAACGUAAAGAAAAGCAGAAGACUGAUUAUCAUUUUAGUCAGAGAAAUAUCAGGCUUCAGCUGGCUGGGUGGUUCAUCUGAAGAGCAAAUAGCCAUGUAUAAUGCUCUUGUUCAGGAUGGAAUUAAAGUUGUCCUGCUUGAGCUGGAGAAAAUCCAAGACUAUGAGAAAAUGCCAGAAUCAAUUAAAUUCAUUAAGCAGAAACAUGGGGUUAUCCGCUGGUCAGGGGACUUUACACAGGGGCCACAGUCUGCAAAGACAAGGUUCUGGAAGAAUGUCAGGUACCACAUGCCAGUCCAGCGACGGUCACCUUCAUCUAAACACCAGUUACUGUCACCGGCCACUAAGGACAAACUGCAAAGAGAGGCUCAUGUGCCUCUCGGGUAGCAUGGAGAAAUUACCAAGAGUUCUUUGGGUGCCUCCUAUCUUAUGGCGUUGCAGGCCAGGCUGUGCCUCAUGCUGACUUGUAGAGUUCAUGGAAUGUAACUGUAUCAUCCUUUAUCCCUGAGGUCACCUGGAAUCAGAUUGUUAAGGGAAUAAGCCAUGAUGUCAAUAGCAGCCCAGGGCGCUUCGCAGGAGAGGGCUUGGGAAGAUCUUUUAGAAAGGCAAUAGGCUGGGUGUAGUGGCUCACGCCUAUAAUCCCAGCACUUUGGGAGGCUGAAGUGGGUGGAUCACCAAAGGUCAGGAGUUCGAGACCAGCCCGGCCAACAUGGCAAAACCUCAUCUCUACUAAAAAUAAAAAAUUAGCUGGGCAUGGUGGUGCACGCCUGUAAUCCCAGCUACAUGGGAGGCUGAGGCAGGAGAAUUGCUUGAACCCGGGAGACGGAGGUUGCAGUGACCUGAGUUGGGGCCACUGCUCUCUAGCCUGGCAACAGAGUGAGACUCCAUCUCAAAAAAAAAAAAAAAAAAGAGGCAAUAAAUGCCCUCUCUGAAUGUUUGAACUGCCAAGAAAAGGCAUGGAGACAGCAAACUAGAGGAAAGGGCAUGCAGGAAAUGGCCACCAUCCAUAGAUGGCUUUGUUAAGUCAUCCACAGCCCAAGGGCGGGGCUGUGCCUUGUCUGGGGAUCCCGUGGAGUCACUGGCCCUGGAGCGGCUCUCCUGAGAGGUGCUGCAGGCGAAGUGAGACUGACACCUCACUGAGGAAGGGAGAUGUAUUCUUGGAGAACUUUCCAUCUGCUUGCAUUUUCCAUACACAUCCCCAGGCAGAAGUUAGUUUCCAAAGACCGAAUUUUAUUUUACAUAUGUUGAAAGCUCACUUCACUGAACAAAGGCAUUCUCCGGUAUUCCAAGGUUUUGAAGUCAUCUUAGCUUUCCACAGGAGAGACAGAACUUAAAAAGCAACAGUAGCAGGGAAUUGAUCCACUUCUUAAUGCUUUCCUCCCUGGCAUGACCAUCCUGUCCUUUGUUAUUAUUCUGCAUUUUACAUCUUCGGAGGGACAGCUCCCUAACGGCUUCGUCCCUCCGCAACGUCCCUUGCAUAGCCCACACAUGAACCGUCCUUUCUGUGAUGCUGCUCUUCUGUCAUCCCGCUCCUGCUCAAACACCUCCCGCAGGCUCCACCUGUUGGAGCUGAAGCCCAUGCUCUCCCACCAGCACGUCACUCCCAGCCCGCCUCCCUGUCCUGUCCUCCAGCCUCCCCUUGCUGUCCCGCUGUGUGAAUUCCCAGGUUGGCCUGGUGGCCACGGCGCCUGCCCCCAGCACUCCUCUGUCUGUGCUCUUGCCUGCCCCCCUUCCUCCUCCUUUGCCUAAAAGGCCUUCUCUUGCUUCCUCCAGCUGAUCAGAAUUUUACCGAAAUUCAGAACAUCCUCCAAUUCCACAGUCUCCAGGAGACUUUCUUUCCCUAAGAGGCGACUCCCUCUCCAGCCCUCUCUCUCCGGUCAGGCCCACGGCAGUGACGGCAGUGAGCACGUCAGGGAGGCUGGUCUCCCUCCAGCUGGAAUCGCUGCUGUCUGAGGGAAAGGCUGUGGGUGGCUGUCUCUGUCCCUCACUGCCUUCCAGGAGCAAUUUGCACAUGUAACAUAGAUUUAUAUAGUGCUUUAUGUUUAAAAACAUUCCCCAGUUAUCUUAUUUAAUUUUUGCAAUUAUUUUAAUUUUAUAUAUAGAGAAAGUGACCUAUUUUUUUAAAAAAUCACACUCUAAGUUCUGUUGAACCCAGGACUUGAGCCUCAUUUCUGGCUUUAGUCUGGUGUUCUGAGUACUUGAUUUCAGGUCAAUCAUGGUCCCCCCCCACUCCACACUGGCACAUCUGUGAGAAGAAAUGACAUUUUGCUAGGAAGCGACCGAGUCUAGCAAUGCUUUUAUUCAAGACACCAAAUUCCGAACUUCUGAAUGUUGGAAUUUUCAAAAAUUAGAUUUUAUGAAAAACUCUUCUACUUUCAUAUAUUCUUUCCCUAGAGGCAAACAUUUCCUAAAAUGUUUCAUUUUCAUUAAAAAUGAAAGCACGUUGUGUUUUUUUUUUUGGUAUAGAAAAAACAUUUUUAAAAAUGGGAUGACAGGCCUCAGAAUAAUUGGAGAAACCCUGCAAAACCAGAAAGCCAGAUUUAUAUGCCACCAAUUGCAGGACACAAGCACAGUUUUAUGAGUUGUAUGAACAUGGGCGGGUCCUCUGGUUUUUAUAUUUCUCGUAUUUAAUACGGGUGAACACAAACUUUUAUUUGGAAUAAUAAUAUUCCUCCUAAACAAAAACACAUUGAGUUGAAGUCUCUGACUCUUGCCUUUCCACCUGCUUUCUCCUGGGUCCACUUUGCCUGUUUUAAGGAACAGUGCUGUUCUGGAACUGCUGUUCCAACAGACAGGGCCUAGCUUUCAUUUGGCACACAGACUGCAGCCAGAAGCCCAUGGAUCAGGGAGGUCACGUCCCGAAAAGCCUGUUAGAAGUUUUACAAAUUUAAUUUUGCAGAUUAUUUUAGUCUGUCAUCUAGAAAAUGUGUGAGCACCCAUAGUGCCAAGAAAGCAAGCCAAUUUGGAAACUCAGGUUAGUGACAGAAUUGGCCAGAGAGUGGGGGUGACGAGGACCAAGAAUUACAAGUAGCAUGGCAGCUGGAAUUUGAGGAAGGACAAGAAUCAGUGGAUAAGCCUGGGUGGAGGAGGAUCCAAACAGAAAAGUGCAGAGUCAUUCCCCAUCUUCCAGGGGUUGGAUUCUGGAGGAAGAAGACACAUUCCUAGUUCCCCGUGAACCUCCUUUGACUUACUGUCCCCCCACUAAAACAAAACAAAAAACGUUUAAUACCUUCCGCUUUAAUUAGAUUUUCUUGCAGUUUUUAAUGGCAUUUUUAAAAAGAUGCCCUAAGUGUUGAAGAAGAGUUUGCAAAUGCAACAAAAUAUUUAAUUACCGGUUGUUAAAACUGGUUUAGCACAAUUUAUAUUUUCCCUCUCUUGCCUUUCUUAUUUGCGAUAAAAGAAAAGGUAUUGAGCCAUUUUUUUAACUGACAUUUCUGAUAAAUUAUGUUUGUACUAGCUUAUGAUGAAGGAGUUUUUUAAACCUGUUUAUAUAAUUUUGCAGCAGAAGCCAAAUUUUUGUAUAGUAAAACACCAAAUUCGUGUACAGCAUGCAUCACGGAUCAAUAGACUGUACUUAUUUUCCAAUAAAAGUUUCAAACUUUGUACUGAG